GAGAGAAGAAGGAAAGAGGAGCCGUUUGACUUUAAGAGGAACAAAUGCAUCAAGGAAGUUGGAGGAAAAUACAUGGAAGGAAAAGACAAAAACUGGAUUUAUGCGUCAGGUAUUUCUCAGGUUCUGUUAGCCAGAAAAACUGAAAUCAAGCAAGUGGAAAAAAGGUUGGGGGAAAAGAAGACGUGGCUUGGUUUUUCUUGGCCAUUUUACCUGAAAAACAUCACAGAAAGAGGGAAAAACAUCAUGAAAAGGAUAAGAUGUUAUAAUAUCUUCCUCUGGGUUACUCUGCUCCUCUUCAGCCUGUGUCCAAACCCUGCCUCAUCACAGGGACAUUUCCCACGUAUGGAGAACAUUGCUGCCUUUAAACCCGUGUCCACCUCUCCGUCCCGCUCCACCUGUGGAGUUCCAGAGCGGAGCAGCUACUGUCAGUCGCCGUCCUCCCAGCCUGAGCUGACGACAUGUUAUCAAGCCUUUUGUGUCCAGGACUGUCCUUAUAGAUCCUCCACACCUCCCUAUGCCCCACUGCUACUGCCCGCACACAGGGGUUCCUGUGUAACUGAAGACAGUAAUGACACUCGACCUGGAACAGAGACGGAGACCAGAACCACUAACAGUUCAGAGGGGCUUCCUGGUGGAUCCAGUUCUGUGCUGUUUUGGCCAGUCCAGGAUGGAUGUCUGGUGUCUCCCCCCUCACAGAAACUAGGAGCUUUGGGUUCUCUCACCCUGGCAUUGUGGAUUAAACCAAGCUCUUCUGCAGAGAUGAUGCUGCUGGAGAAGAGCUCAAGGGAGCGGUUGUUUUUUUCUGUGACAGUGUCGGAGCAGGCGGUCACCCUGCGGUAUGGCCAGUCCAGCAGUCAGACUCCUCUCACCGUCAGCUUCAGAACAGAGGGGAGGAUUACACCAGACAGAUGGACACACCUUGUUCUACAGAUUCAUAACAGACAUGUGAGUCUAUUCCUGGAUGGGCUCGAGGAGGAUGGGACCCCGUUUGACACACAGCCUCUUAACGCCAGGCUCUCUGAUAUCAGUGAGGAUGGUGCCAUGUGGGUGGGACUCAGCUCCAAUGGGUCUAAUCAGUUCAUUGGGCGGAUGCAGGACUUUAGAUUUUAUCCUGCCACUCUGACCAACAGGGAAAUAGUUGAGGUUUACUCCGGUAUCCUGCCCGAGCUCCAUGCCCAGGCAGAGUGUCGCUGUCCACCCAGUCACCCCAGAGUGCACCCUUUAGUUGAGAGAUACUGCAUUCCCAACGCUGUUGAGGACACCACCAAUGACCGAGUCCUAAGGCUCAACCUAAAUGCCCAUCCACUCAGUUACAUCAACGAUCAGGACAUGGGCACCACAUGGCUUUCCAAGAUUAUGACUACACAGGAACUGGAUGAAGGACUCACUAUUAACAUGGAUUUGGUGAAUGGACAAUACCAGAUAUUCUAUGUUAUAGUUCAGUUUGGCGGGCUUCUGCCCGAGUCAGUUCUGAUCCAAAGACGGAGGCUUGACAUUGCAGAACUCGUGAGUGGCAGUGCCACAGAACAGCCCUGGUUGGACUGGCAAUAUAUGGCCAAAAACUGUAGCGUGUUUGAAAUGCAGAACAACGGGCCAUUGCUGGGGCCAGACUCAGUCAACUGUCUGCAGCUGUCCAGCGAUUUACCCUUCUCAGAGGGUAACAUCACAUUCAGCCUUCUGACCCCCGAGCCAAACCUGCGUCCGGGAUAUAACGACUUCUACAACACCCCCGCUCUGCAGAAGAUGGCACAUGCCACCCAGGUCAGAAUACAGCUGAGUGGACAAUCCCACAGCAGAGCAGCGGGGGUGAACCAGAGACACAGAUACUAUGCCAUCAAUGAGAUCACCAUCAGUGGCCGAUGUGAGUGUCAUGGCCAUGCAGACAACUGUGAUACCAGUGUGAAGCCCUACCGCUGUCUGUGUCUGCCUGAGAGCCACACGGAGGGGAACAAUUGCCAACGCUGUGCGCCUCUCUACAAUGACAAGCCAUUCAGGUCAGGUGAUCAGCUCCAGCCUAUGAACUGCCGGCCUUGUCAGUGUCACGGCCACGCCCUCUCCUGUCAUUACGGUGAAGGAGUCGAUGAACAGCCUGAUGAGUACUAUCGAGGAGGGGGAGGGGUCUGUGACAACUGCAUGCACAACACCACAGGUAAAAACUGUGAGCUAUGUAGAAGGGGAUUUUUCCGGCUGGAGGACUCUGAUCCCACUUCAGUGGAUUUGUGUCAACCUUGCAACUGUAACACUGCUGGAUCCGUCAACAGCAGCAAGGAGUGCUCCGAGGCAGGAGGUCAGUGUCAGUGUAAGGUCGCAGUUACAGGUCGUCGGUGUACAGACUGUUUACCUGGAUGGUACGGUCUUACUGCCUCAAAUCCAAACGGCUGCACCCGCUGUAACUGCAGUGACCUUGGCAUCAUCAACAACGCAACAGAAGGAGAUCAUAGUUGCAACCAGGACACAGGACUCUGCCGGUGUAAACUCCAUGUCACAGGUCUUUCCUGUGACCGCUGUGAGUUUGGUUAUUGGAACCUGUCCCACCCAGACGGCUGUGUCCCAUGUGACUGUGACCCCCUGGGCUCUUUCAGCCCGUACUGUGAGCCUGAGGGGGGACAGUGUGAGUGUAAGCCUGGGGUGGGGGGGCAGCACUGUGAUUCUUGUGGCAGGGGUUCAUAUGGUUUACGACUGGAGGGAUCCUGUGCCCCCUGCAACUGCUCACAAGAAGGGACAGUACCUGGGACGGACUGUGAUCUUCACACAGGACAGUGUGUGUGUAAGGAUCAUGUCGAAGGCCGGCGCUGUGAAGUUUGUCAUCACGGUUACCAUACAUUGGAGCAGCGAAACUCCCUGGGCUGUCUGCCGUGUGCAUGUGACAUCCAUGGCACCGUGCCGGAGGGUGUAUGUGAUAUGUGGACCGGACAAUGCCCGUGCCGAGAAGGGGUGGAGGGAGCAAGGUGUACCAACUGUGCCCACAACUACUACAACAGAAACGUGUUGUCCCAGGGCUGUGUACCAUGUGUCUGUGACCUCAGAGGGAUAGUGUCGGGGUCAGUCUGUGACAGCACCACAGGGCAGUGUGUUUGUGUCCCAACACGCUAUGGAAAGGACUGCAGUAGCUGCCGACCUGGCUUUUACCUCUCUCCAGAUCAGAGUGUGUGUGCGGAGUGUGACUGCCAUCCUAUGGGAGCAGCGCAGCGUGGUUGUGGGAGCCAGACAGGACAGUGUGUGUGUGUCCAUCCUUCAGUGGGAGGGCGGCGCUGUGACCAGUGUCGUGAGAUGUUCUUUGGAUUCAACCCUGGCCUGGGAAGAUGCGAGCCUUGUGCAUGCGAUCAGGCGGGCAGUGUCAAUGGUUCAUGUCAUCCAGACUCUGGGAUGUGUGGUUGUAAGCUGCUGGUAACUGGAGACAAGUGUAAUAAAUGUCAACCCGGAGCGAGUCAUUUCGACCCUGACAACCACUUCGGCUGCAGUAAAGAACCUUUACAGCAGCCGGCACCAGUGGGUUUCGCUCUCAGUUAUUCUUCCAUCCGUCUCUCUUGGCACCCACCUGACUCCCCAAACUCCAACAGACUCAACUACACACUCAUCAGGGGUGGACAGUCUGUGCAUAGCAUCCAGAGUCACUAUCCUUUCAGCCCUGAAUCAUUUGAAGACACUGGUUUGUUUCCUUUCAACAACUAUUCUUACUGGGUAAUAACAGCUAAUGUGGUCGGUGCCGCAAUAAGUGCAGCGACAUCAUACCAAACUUUAGGUGCACCCCCCGAAGCAGAACAGCUCCAUUUAAACCUUGUGGGACGAGCCGGUCCCACCACCGCUAGCUUUAACUGGAGCACACCAAGGAAUGAUACAGGCCCAGUGGAGAUGUUUGUGUUAUCCUCCAGGGAGUUUGGUGGAGCAGAGCCUGUCAUUCACUACACUGGCUUAUCAACAGAGGCUGUGGCAAGCGGCCUAAAUCCUUUCACCCAAUACACAGUUACACUGGAGGCAUGCUCUUCUGGGGGGUGCACAUCUACCCCACAACUGUCUGUUCUGACGGCCUCGGCCCCCCCACAAAACCAACCACCACCCAGAGUCACUGCUACAGGACCUCAUACACUAAAUGCUUCCUGGGACCCUCCCAGUCAGCCAAAUGGUGUAAUCACAAGGUAUGAGGUAUUUCUACGUGGACCGGUGGAAACACAGAACUUUUCAGGUCCGGCUGAUGAGAAGAGAGUAUUUGUCAGCGCUGGAUGGCUGGAUCUGAGCGUUUCUCCAGAGGCACAUCUAACCAAUACGAGCACAGUCCCCCCCCCUGAAAGCAGCACCACUGUAGACGAUCUGGUGGCGUUUUCCACCUAUCAGAUGAGACUCGUGAGCAUCAAUAUGGCAGGAAGUGUCACAUCAGGUUGGACCACAGCACGCACAAUGGAGGGAGUCCCAGAGUUGAUUGCUCCUCCGGAAGUGUCGGCCUUGUCCUCCACCAGCCUGAAAGUGGUUUGGAGCUCUGCUGAAGGUCAAGGGGUCAUCGCCCGCGGACAGGUCACUGAAUAUCGGGUCAACUUACUCACAGAACAGACCAACAAUCCCUACGCUCCUCCAGUUAUUAGUAAGGUCUUACACAGGGUGGGCCCAUCGUCACCACCUGUUUAUGUAGUGAACGGACUGAAGCCUUACCAUGUGUACAACUUUACAGUUACAGUCUGCACAAAGACAGGUUGCAUUUCCAGUCUGCCAAGCACAGGACGUACCCUACCAGCAGCUCCAUCAGGACUGUCUCCACCUCUCUUACAUCCAGUCAAUGAUACCACCAUUCAGAUAGACUGGGACCCCCCAGCCCAGCUCAAUGGACCACUCCCACUGUAUCAGGUGGAGAGGAUAGACGUCUCUCUCUCUGAUCCAUGGGGUCCUGUUGUCAGAGGAACCAGAUUCUCAGGAAACAGUUACUACCAGUUUCCCAGUGACACCCUUCCUGUCAACACUGACUUCACAGGUGUUGAGUUGAGUUUCAAGACUCGGUCCCCAGACGGCCUGCUGCUCUGUGCCUUCUCUCCAGGAAAUCAGGAAGAGUUCCUCGCUGUUCAGCUCAAAAAUGGACGUCCCUACUUUUUAUUUGAUCCACAGGGCUCUGCUGUGGCUGUGAGUGUACAUGGUGAUGGAGGGCGCCGCUACAAUGAUGGACAAUGGCACAGCAUCAUAGCAACAAGGCGAGGGGCCGUGGGAACAAUCGUUGUAAACAAUCAAUACAGAGGAAGUGCAUCAGCAUCCAGUGGCAGCACCAUUAUUGGUGAAAACACAGGGAUGUUCAUUGGCGGGCUGCCUGAAGACUUUACUUUGUUAAGGGAGGACUCGGGUGAUGCCCGGCUAGUGCGACAGGGUUUCUCUGGUUGCCUUAGAGACGUGAGUUUUAAGAUGACUGACAGCCCCUCGGAGGACUGGAAAUCUCUGGACUGGGCAAAAGCCAUAAUGAAGGAGUCGGUGUAUGAAAGCUGGGAGGGAUGCCCUAUUCAAACUGUGGAUGGAGCCCAUUUUCUGGGUCAUGGUUACCUGGAAAUGGACAGAGAUGUAUUCAGUGGAGGGCAGGACUUUGACAUUUCUAUGGAUUUCAGAACGGACCAGCUCAAUGCACUUUUGUUCUUUACAUAUAACACACAAACUGAAGACUACAUGCUGGUGGAGCUAGAAGCCGGACUCCUCUCCUUAAUUCUUGCGUUUGAAGGUCACGUGACUGAACUAAGCAUGUGGGUGGGGCUGAGUUACUGCGAUGGAGACUGGAAACAGUUUUCAUUGGCAAAACAUGGCCCGCUCCUUUCUGCUGCAGUCAAUGACUGGGCAGAGGAGACGAGGGGAGUGGGAGGAGCACUGAGGCUGAGAGUUGACUCCCCGUUAUAUAUAGGGGGCGUGCCCAGGGAGCUUAUCCACCCGGCUCUGGACAGUCGAAGUCACAAACAUGGCCUGGGAGGUUGCAUAAGGCGUCUCACCGUACGCAGCGAUGAAACAAACCCUCCUGUCAGUCAAAGUGUUAAUCUCUCUGUCGCCUCCCGCCGUUCUGUAAGAGUCUACUUAGACGGCUGUCCCAACAGUGAGAGCGGGUACAACUGCAGAGGAAAUGAUUCAGUGUUGGUGUACAGUGGGAGUAAAACACAAGCCACAGAUUAUAACCUUCAGCCUUUCACUGAGUACCUCUACAGGAUAGUGGCCUUGGCUGCAGGAGGUUGGGCAGCAGGGCCUUGGCAGAGGGGACGCAGCCGAAACAAAGUUCCCAGGUCUGUUCCACCUCCUACCUCUGUGCAAAGUGUGAAAGGCUUCAGUGCCAAGGUGAGCUGGGCGCCGCCCGCUGGGGACAUCAGAGGCCUGAUUGACAGAUAUGAGUUGAAUGCCUACAAUAGAGAUCAGCCAGAAGUGCCGCCUGUCAAAGCCAUAUACCUGGCGAAUGGAAAUUACACAGGUGUCCUGCCGGGUCUCACUCCAUCCACUCGAUACAUUAUCACUGUUAGUGCCUGUAGUCCCGCUGGCUGCACUGAGAGUCUUCAUGAUGACAACCGUGAUGAAAAUGAUCUGAGAUCGAGUCUGACAACCCCAGAGGAAGCUCCAGAUGCUGUCUCUCCUCCGGCUGCAGACUCAUCCCCUUCGUCCCUCUAUAUGACCUGGGAAUCUCCCACAAGACCCAAUGGAGUCAUUACGGAGUACCUGCUAUAUCACAACAACCAAAUGGUCUACAGGGGGAAAGAACGACGACACAACAUCACUGGUCUCGGUGUGUAUUCCACCCAUGUCUUGGAACUGAGUGCAUGCACUUCAGCGGGCUGCACCAACAGUUCACAAGUUACAUUGCUGACCUCUCAGCUUCCUCCAGGGCCGCUACUUGCACCAACGCUCACCCUGCUUGACUCACGGACAAUUCUGGUGGAGUGGUCACAUCCCUCUCAGGUAAACGGAGCUCUGGAGUUUUAUUCCCUCUUCCUGUCACAUGACGGUGCGGAGCCUGUGCUCAGCUACAACAGCUCAGAACUUUUUGAAGACCAUACCCUCCGCGACCUUACCCCUGGAACAGCUUACACCAUCACACUCGCUGCCUGCACAGGAGGUGGAUGUACUUUAAGCCCCCCCAGCCAGGCUCAGACUGAAGAGAGCACCCCGGAGAACGUUCCUGCUCCACUAGUCACACCUCUGUCCCCACAUGCACUCAACGUCAGCUGGACAGCCCCUGAUACACCAAAUGGCAUUAUAACCAGUUAUGGCCUCUGGCUGGAUGGACUGCUCAUUCUAAACUCCAGUUCCUCGCAGAGGUUCUUCGUGGUGGAGGGCCUCUCUCCAUGGAGCCGACAUGUCCUCCGGCUGCAGGCCUGCACAGCACGGGGCUGUGGCAAGGGGCCGAUGAUGGAGAUACGUACAUUACAGACAGCCCCAGAAGGCCCCAUACUGCUGGAACUGACCAAUCAGAGCUCUCGAUCACUCCGAGCCCGCUGGACUGCCCCACCUAGACCGAACGGGGACCUCAGCUACACACUGUACUACAAAAGCAAAGAUGGUGAUGGUGUGGUGGACGGGAGCAUGGUGACAGGCAGCUGGUUGUCUGUGACUGAUCUACAGCCUUACACCAACUACAGCUUCUGGAUCAGAGGUUGUAACACACAGGGUUGUGUUGAGAGUCUGCGACUCAAUGUUACUACAACCCCAGCAGCCCCAGAUGGGUUGUCACCUCCGAGUUUGACCCAUGCAACUAGUUCCAGCCUGAAUGUAUCCUGGUCGGCCCCUGCACACUCCAAUGCACCGGGCCCACUCCGUUACUGUUUGCAAAUGAGGACAUCCCCUCAGAGGCCUGGUGUAAGGCUUGUGGAAAACGCAACAGACACCUUUUCCUACCAUGUAGAGGGCCUAUCACCGUUCACCCAGUACGUGUUCAGAGUGGUGGUCUCACACACACAUGGGCAGACCGUCGCCUGGGCAACCCUUCGCACCGCUGAGGACAGUCCAGGACCGGUGGACCCUCCAGCUGUUUCAGGGCUGCAUCCCCGAAGUGUAACAGUUACCUGGGUUCCUCCCUCCAAACCAAAUGGCAUUAUCACUAAUUACACCUUGUCCCUUUAUGCGAGCUCCAUCUCUUCUUUAGAUUUCAAACCCAGCUCAGUCUCCAGCAUCAGCACGACCCUCAGCUCCACGUCAGGUCAUAACCCGAGCCCAUUGCCCAGCACUGAGGCUGCACAUCUCAACUCAAGUCAUGACUCCAGUCCAACAUCUAAUCCUACCACCCCAGACUCAAGACAUGUCUCCAUGUCCGCCAUCAACACAGACAGUAAUAACAGCUCAAGCACUAUCCAAGGCACAAGAACAAAUCUGGUCCCUAACUCGUUCUCUAGCAUGAGGCCUGGUAUCACAGAGGAAAACCAAAUUGAGUCCACUGACUCAUUCCAAAGCCCUACUUCCAGUUUAUAUAGUGCAGCAUCAGAUUCAAGUUCAUCCCUCCUGUCAGUCAUUGUUCCCGGGAACACCACCAGCUACUCUUUCCUCGCUCUGCUGCCAUACCACACCUACCGCCUCCAGGUGGACGCGUGCACCAGUGUGGGUUGUUCAGUGUCUGAGAUGUCUCAGGAAUUUCGUACCCUCCAAGCUCCACCUGAAGGGGUACCUGCGCCUCACCUCUACUCGGACACCCCCACCUCUGUUCUUUUGUCCUGGGGAGCACCGGAGUGGAGCAAUGGGCCAUUAGAGCGGUGGCUGAUUGAGCGAAAAGUUGCUGGGACCAAACAAGUCUCCACGGUGGGCCAUCUCCCCCCAGACCCUCCACCUCUGUCUUUCUUGGACUCUUCAUCAGCCCUCAGUCCCUGGACCAGCUACCAGUAUCGGCUUGUGCUCCACAAUCAGGCUGGCAACACCACCGGGCCCUGGGUCAAUAUCACCACCAGACCUUCUCGUCCAGCUGGACUCAAUCCACCAAGAGUGAAGGUUUUGGGGCCGGAGUCACUUCAGGUCACAUGGUCUCCUCCUCUUAUUCCCAACGGAGAAAUCCAUGGCUAUGAGAUCCGCCUCCCAGAACCGUGCAUCUUCCAUGACAGUGGCAAUGCUUCUGAGCUCAACAUCACAAUAACGGACCUUAUUCCAUACACAAACUACAGUAUUACUUUGUUGGCAUGUUCUAAUGGCAAUGGACAUGUUGGGGGAUGUACAGAAAGCCUGCCCAUGCCCGCUUCUACAUUACCCACAAUCCCUGAAGGCCUUCAACCUCUGUCUGUAGUGGCAGUGAGUGAGUCCUUCCUGGCUAUUUCCUGGCAACUACCAAGCAGGCCCAAUGGACCUAACAUCAGAUACAAGUUGCUCAGACGUAAAACCCACCAGCCCCUGGCCAUCGCCACGGUCCCCACGGUAACAGCCGUGUCCCCUCCCCCCUCUGAAGAUCUCCAUCGCUGGCUCCAUGUUUACUCCGGCACCAAAUUGUUCUACCAAGAUAAAGGCCUAAGCAGAUUCACCCGUUACCAGUACCAGUUAGAGGUACAUAAUGACGUGGGCUACUCUUCAGGAGAGGUUGUUGAUGCUGUCACCAUGGCGGGGGUUCCCCACCACCCUCCGUCUCUGUCUGCCCACACUGUCAAUCACACUGCUGUACAGGUCGACUGGACUCAACCCUCUUUGCAAGACCUACAGGGAGAGGUGGAUUGGUACUUUCUGACAAUAGCGUCUGCACAGUCAAGUCAAAAUGUGUCCUUCCCCCGUGAGAUCAUCUCCACAGUGAUAGGUGACCUUUGGCCUAGUACCACAUACAUGUUGUCAAUGCAGGUGUCCAACGGAGCACAUAAUACAACUAAGGCAUCAGUGAACGUCACCACAGAGGAUGGAGAGCCAGAAGGGAUGUCGGCCCCAGAGGUGGUUCCAGUUAACAGCAGCACAGUGCGUGUGCUCUGGUUCCCUCCUCUCCAGCCCAAUGGAGCAGUUACUGGUUACUACAUCUACCUUAAUGACCGUCUCCAUGGCAGUGUAGACAACAGCUCAGGAUCUUACCUGCUCGGUGACCUGCUGCCUUUUACUGUCUACAAUGUUCAGGUAGAGGUGUGUACUGUGUAUGCAUGUGUGCGGAGUAAUGUUACUCAAACAACCACUGUGGAGGACCUGCCUGCUGACCUGGCCCCGCCACACGCACAUGUGAUCAGUCCCAGAGUGGUGAGGUUGGACUGGUCUCGUCCAGGCCGACCCAGUGGGAUCAUGCUGGGCUAUGAUGUCCUAAGACGGACCCUGAGGUCAUGUGCCGUCACAGGGGCCACUGCAGGGGAAGGGUCGGGUGGUGUGAAGUUCAGAUGUUCAUACCUGCAGUGUCCUGCCUCUUAUGGUGUUUGCGGGACGUCCUGCUUCCAACCUGACAAUCAGGUUUGCUGCAGUGGAUUAUUGUACACUCAGAAAGCACAUCAUCAUUGCUGCGAGGGCAGUUACCUGACUUUGAGUAAUUCCUCCAGUCCGGUCUGCUGCGAUGGCAAACUGCUCCCAGCUCUCCCUGACCACCAGUGCUGUGGAGGAUACUAUGUUCAUGUAAAAACCAGUGAGUAUGAGAACUGCUGCCCUGACCCCUCGCAGGGCCGGGUCUCUGUGGGGAUGGGUGACAGCUGCUGUGGGGGGGUUCCUUAUUCCACAAAAGGCGGCCAGCUCUGCUGUAGUGGGAGCCUCCAUGACGGCUUUGGGGUCCGAUGCUGUGGAGGCCAGAUUGUAGAUGAUACACUGGUGUGCUGCGGUAAUGCCCAGAGGGGGGAAGUGCAUAUAUAUACUCCAGGCUUCAUCUGCUGUGGUCAGGAGUAUAUCAACUCUUCAACCUCCCUUUGCUGUGUUGGUAAAGACGGAAAUCCCACAAUGCAUCCUGCUGGCAAUGAGACGGUGACACUGCAGUGCUGUGGGUCAAAGGUCAUACACCAGGAAGAGGAAUGCUGCAAUGGGAUUGGCUAUGACCCUCAACGACACGAGUGUGCUGACAAAGCCACACCUGGCCUGCUGAUAGAGCACCAGUGUAUGCAGGGCGCCAUUUGUCCCUUAGCCGCAGCCUCUACAGCUUACUGUGGCUCCUGUGACCUCGAUCCAUCUACCACUGCCUGCACAUGGCUCCUGUCUGCUCACACACCGCCUGACAUACCCAACACAACAGACUCACCUUCCAUCAACAUCACUCAUGAACCUCUCUCUCAGGGUCUGUCUACACAUGCAAACAGAAGUCAUAACACAUUCAAAACAUACAGUCACACCCAUGAUCAGAACCUGCAACCUGAUGGAAGCCUGUGCGCGUCACAUGAGGAGGUAGUGUACAGUGAAGAUGCCAGCAGAUACACCUACACAGACUCAGACCUGGAGCCCUUCACCACCUACGUGUACAGAGUGAGGGGCUUGAACAGCUUCGGACGGGGCUCCAGUGAUGUUACAACAGUGACCACCAGUGAAGACAAGCCUUGGGGAGUGGCCCCGCCCCGCUGGAGCCGCCUAGGUGAACGAGAUGACAUCAUUCAGUUGCAAUGGCAAGCACCCGCCAGGCCUAAUGGUGACAUCACCCACUAUGUUAUACUGCGGGAUGGACAGGAGCGUUACCGUGGUGAUGAAACUAGUUUCACUGAUGUGGGCGGGAUCAAGCCAUUCCAGGAGUUCAGCUACCAGCUGAGGGUCUGUAAUCGGGCCGGUUGUACUGACAGUACACAGGUGGUGGCAGUGACAAUCCAGGGAGUCCCAGAGGGGGUGCAGCCUCCUGUGGUAACAGCUUUAAGCCCUUCCUCCCUCCAUGUAAGCUGGUCUGAAACGACUCGUCCCAAUGGAAAAAUACAGCGCUACCACCUGAACCAGACUGAUGUUGGAACCAUAUUUACACACAUCACUGGGCCCAGCAAUUAUACUGAGUUUGGUCUGCAGCCGUACACAGACUACAGUUUUGUGCUGGUGGCCUGCACAGCUGUGGGAUGUGGAGCCAGCUCACCUUCCACAGGACGCACCCUGCAAGCCUCCCCUGCUGGUGUAUGGUCAAGUCCCAGACAUCUUAUAAUAAACACAUCUGCAGUGGAGCUGUACUGGGAUCAGCCCCCCCGACCUAAUGGACACAUCUCCCAGUACAGACUGAAGAGAGACGGUCACACUAUUUUUACCGGAGACCACCGUGACCAGAAUUAUACCGACACUGGACUCGUGCCAAACCGCAGGUAUGUGUAUGAGCUGGAGGCCAGCACAGGGGGUGGGACUGGUGUGAGUGACAAAUAUGUUAUACAAACACCAGUGUCCUGUCCCACUGGGAUCCAACCUCCCCACAAUGUGACCGUUUUGGGCCCUUACUCCAUCUCUCUGGCCUGGACCUCUCCGGCUCAGCUCUACAGCAGUCAGCCUGUAAACUACAACAUCCUGUUAAAUCCAGGAAGUGACCACGCUUUAAUGCAUCAUGCUGGCCCCGACCUACACCUCACUGUGACAGGUCUACAGCCAUUCACCGCCUACUACAUCAGAGUGCAGGCCUGUCAAAGUGAUGGGUGUGGAGUUGGAGGGGGUGUGUAUAUUCGUACCUUAGCGACCGCCCCAGAAGGUCUGCUGCCCCCCACUGUGCAGGCGGCUGGAGCCAGUGUCCUGGAGAUCCAUUGGUUACCCCCACAAAAACCCAAUGGAGUCAUCACAUCUUACCAUAUAUACAGGCGUCCAGUAGGAACAGAGGAGGAGCUGCUGGUUUUUAUCUGGUCCAGUGGGCCACUUGAAUUUUUCGAUGCCAGCCCCGCCCUGCGCCCCUUCAGCUUCUUCCAGUACAGGGUCCGCUCCUACAACUCCAAAGGCUCCGUGCUGAGCCAAUGGGCUUUAGCUCAAACCCUGCAGGCCGAACCACAACAUAUGGCCCCUCCCACUGUCACGCCCACUGGUGCAUACUCAGCCCAUCUGAAAUGGAGGGAACCGGGGCAGCCCAACGGUCUCAUUUCCCAUUAUAGACUGGUUUACAAGAAGCACCAACAGGACCCAACGCUCAACUCAACUGCUGUUACUGCUCUCACUGUGGAGGGUUCAGUCUUAGAAGCAACAGUCUAUGGUCUUGAACCGUACAGUCAGUAUAGCCUACGAGUGGAAGCUGUGAACGAGGCAGGUAACGUGUCCAGUCGCUGGGUAUCCAUCAGGACUCUGGAGGCUUCUCCUGCUGGCCUGGCUAACUUCACGGUGGAGCAGAGAGAGCAGGGACGGGCGUUACUGCUCAGCUGGGAUCAGCCACGUGCUCCUAAUGGAAUUAUCAGGAUGUACAACUUGUACAGUGAGGGGAACCUGGAGUUCAGCGGCCUAUCACGCAACUUCCUGUUUCGCCGUUUGGAGCCAUGGACCAUGUAUACUUUGACUCUUGAAGCUUGCACCUUAGCAGGCUGCACACGCACCCUGCCUCAGCAUGUCACCACCGCAGCAGCUCCACCUGCUUCUCAGCCCCCUCCCAGGCCUCUGAUGGUUGGCCCAGACCGUGUUUCCCUUACCUGGGGCCCUCCCUCUCAAACCAACGGGCCAAUCGAAGAGUAUUUUUUAAUUGGGAGAAGUCUGGAGGAAGUAGUGACGGACAGAAGUAAUGAAGAGGAUGUUGACAGAGGAAAGGUACUGUUCAGACAAUCAUCCCCACAACAGGCUAACAUACAGUAUACAGUGACUGGUCUGCGUCCCUGGACACAGUACGAGUUCAGUGUCCAGACUCACAACUCUGCCGGACACACCCGCAGCCCCUGGGUAGCUGUUACAACCAAACAGGCCCCCCCUCGUGGUCUGGCUGCUCCGACAGUGAGUCACCUCCAAGGCCAGCCCAGUAAAGUGUUGGUUGCCUGGUCUCCUCCUUUGGAGCCCAAUGGGAUACUUCAGUCCUACAGGAUUCAGAGAAACAAUGUCAGCUUCUCAUUUAGUUUUGACCCCACUGUGCUCGGCUACACCGAUGAAGACCUCCUGCCGUUCUCAACAUAUAGCUACUCCAUUAUAGCCUGCACGUCUGAAGGUUGCAUCACCAGCCCUCACACAAACAUCACAACUCUGCAGGCUCCACCUGCGACAGUGGAAGCUCCCGCAGUGGACAGCAUCACAUCCAACAGUUUGAACAUUUCCUGGAGUAAACCACUGACACAGAAUGGAGAGGUCACUGAAUACGUGCUGAAACUGAACAACCAGGAAGCUUAUCGUGGGAUAAACCUACACACAGUGUUGUCAGAUUUGCAGCCACACACGUCAUAUCAUCUGGUCCUUUCAGCUUGUACCAGCGGUGGGUGCACCACCAGUGACCAGAUAUCUGUAGUGACACAGGAGGCUCCUCCCACUGGCCUGACCGCCCCGACUCUUAAGGUCACUGGUCCAGAAUCAGUGGAGGUUAGCUGGAGACAACCAGAGCACCCUAAUGGCAUCAUCACGGGAUAUGAACUCCGCAGAGACGGUGAGGUUAUCUAUGUCGGCACAGAGAGUCACUACAACGACUUUACACUUUUGCCAAGCGUUGAAUACAGCUACGUUGUGAGGGCCAACAACAGCAGAGGUGCAGUGAGCAGCGCGGCAGCCACAGCAAAGACUCACCCGUCAGCUCCUUCCGGUGUCAGUCUUCCCACACUGACACCUCUGGGACCAAGCCAGUUGAGGGUAGAGUGGAGUACUCCGGCCCGUCCCAAUGGAGAGAUUUUGAGUUACACCGUGCAUCAAAGAGAUCCAGUCCAUCUCAGCAGCACCAGCACUGUGUUCACUCCAGAGGACGGUGACUUCUCUGCCCGACACACCACUCUGCAUGGGCUGGCUCCUUACCACAGGUAUGAGGUGAGGGUGGAGGCAUGCACAGCGCUCGGCUGCUCCGCCAGUGACUGGUCCUCUGUACUCACUCUGGAGGCUCCCCCUGCUGGACAAACAGUGCCACUGCUAGACCUCCAGCCUGACUCACACACAGGCCUGCAGACCACCUUUCUGCUCACCUGGUCCCCUCCAGCUCAGCCUAAUGGUAGAGUCCUUCACUACGAAGUGUAUCGCAAACUGGACCAUACCACUGAUACCCUGGGACGUGAAGCAGCGACACUUGUCUACUGGAAUACCUCUACCACUUGCAGAGAUGGAGCACUCCAGCCAUAUACUGUAUACCAGUACCAGGUGUGGGCGGUGAAUUCGGCUGGCCGUUCUGCCAGUCCUUGGGCCAAUGGGAGAACAGGACCUGCCCCACCUGAGGGUGUAGGCACACCUAUUUUCCUGCGUGUUUCAGCAACCUCAGCAGUAGUGAGCAUCCGCCCUCCAGCCCGACCCAACGGGAUUGUUAGCCUUUACAGAGUGUUCUCAGUGAACCACAACAACCACACUCUGCUCUCAGAGGGGACUUCCCAUCAGCAGACACUCCAUGGUUUACGUCCUUACACCCAGUACUGGGUAGGAGUAGAGGCCUGCACCUGUUAUCAGUGCUGUAGCCAGGGUCCACUGAGAGAGCUGCACACCCUGGCUGCCCCCCCGGCACACCAGCCUCCUCCUCGCCCCGUCACCCUCACCUCCCGCUCUGUGCAGCUGGAGUGGGAUGAGCCUCUGGCACCUAAUGGAGUCAUUGAGAGCUGUGAGCUACAUCUCAGAUCCCCUUGCCCGCAGCCCCUCCAGCCUGUACCCCUCCCUUGCGUUGGAAGACCGAUAGAAAUCGUUUUUUUCGGCAAAAGGCAUGGCUACAAUGUGACAGGUCUCCAGCCAUACUCAACCUACCAGCUGAGGGCUGCCUGCUUCAAUAACAUGGGCAGCACUGCCUCCAACUGGACGACAGUUACCACACUCAGCGAAGCCCCCCAGUAUGUGUCUCCUUUCUCGGUGGGCAGCAACCUGACAGUUAUCUGGCUGGACUGGACAGAGUCCUUCUCCCUGAAUGGGUACCUAAAGGAGUUCAGUGUGACAGAGAGCCAGCUGAGGGUCUACACUGGCUUCUACAGCUAUCUCUAUAUUCCACGCAUCUCGCAGAAAACUCUGUCAUUUCAGGUGACGUGUACCACAGACAGUGGCAGUGCCAGUACUCCCACCAUCAGAUAUAGCCCUGCCACAGGCCUAGGUCCGGUUGAGCCCGAAGACAGUGGUAAAGAGGGUGUCAGCCUUUCAGCAACACCAGUUUACUCUGAGCUGUGGUUCAUCUUGUUGUUGUCUCUGCUGGGUCUGUUUCUGCUCGCCCUCCUGCUGGGCCUGGUGCUCCAAAGAGCCCUGAGGAAAAAUCCCUCAGCCAGAGAGCGCCCCCAGCUGGUCAUGCUGCAGAAGACCAGGAAGGCUGCAGGAGAGAUGUACACGGGGUCCUGUCCUGAGUUGUGCUCUAAACACCUCUCCAGCUCUGUGUUCCUCCCUGACCGUCCCACAGGUCUGACAGACACAAAGAUCGUGGGCAGCCCCAUGUCUGUCCUGCGGGUCCCGAGCCAGACAGACCUCGGUCAGGCCUACUCCCAGCAUUCCUUGCACCGUAGCGUCAGUCAGCUGAUUGACAGGAAGUCACUGAUGAUGGAGGAAGGAAGCUGGGACAACCCAAUGGGACAUGAUUCUGGACUGUACGUGGAGGAGGAUGAGUUUGUGGACGCCAUCAAGGCCUUAAGAUCUGGGAAAAAGGAGCACACCAUGUUCACUGACACUCAUCUUUAGAAACCCUACGUCUAAUCAGGUAUCACAGUCACCAUUUAAACCUAGUUUUAAACCAAAACAUAAAUCGUAUUCAGUAUCAGCUGAAGACCAGGCUUAAGACAAUAAUUGACAAUGCUUGAAAUAUGAAAUGUUAUUCACCAUUGAUAAACAAUAAUUGCUUUGAAUUUGAAGUUUCUAAUUUUAAUGAUAAAACAAAAUCAGAUUCAGAGACCUGAUGGGAAGGGGAUGAUAAUGUUGAUUAACUGCAGCGUUCAUCCCAGACUAAUCCAGUGUAUGACUUCCUGUUGGGACUAAUAGUCUGAACUGGAGUGAGGGAAGACCUCAAACAUCCAUGAAAACACUUCAGAUAUGAACCCGUCAGCUGUGAUUGUGUAGGCUAUGAGUCAUACAGCUGCAUAGCUCAUGAGUAACCGUAUUUGGAUUGUAUUUAUACAAUAUUAUUUAUCUUAAAUCCCGCUCGUGAAGAACCAGAUUGAAGGUUGUAAAUGAUUGUAUUACUGUGUCUGCCUGCCAACUGUUAGUAUAUUUUUUUUAAAGAGGAAUAUCAGCUAAAGCAGAUUUGUUGUUCUCACUAUUAAGAUCUAAACAAAUAAUAUCAAAGGUUUCAGUCACCUCUCCUGCUUCAACACGUUGUUGUGCCUAGCAAUCUUUUAGGUGUAAAAAGACACAUGGCCUUGGUGUUAGUUUUAUGAACAAAAAAAUGCCAACAGUUUUUUUUAUUAUUAAUGUGUUAAAAUGUGGCUGGGAAUCACAGAUGUGCCGUCUGACUGUUGUUAUUAUGUGAUGUAACUUGAGAGCCCGACCUGAGAUUUUUUUUACAGUAUCAGUUGUUGAUGUACGAUUUAAAUUGACAAGAAACUAUAUAGAGAACUUGUUUAAAUGUAGUGAGGCUGAAUGUGUUUGGUUUCAUAGUUUAGCGGUCAGACUCAGUGUUGUUUAUCCGUGGCUUAAUUAGUUUUAUCAAGAAUGCGAUCAGCUUCAGAAGGAUAAACAGAUCUCAGCUAUUUCCUGUGUUGGUGUUACAGCAGGAAUGAAACUCUGUGUUUGUGUGGACUCCACAGAUCUGGCCUUUUUAAUGUUCAGAAGCUAAACAUGACAGAGACAGUAUUUAGGAACAUGUUGAGUUUUGUGUGUUAAGCCUUCUGUAUUGUUAUAAUAACAUUUCUUUUUUACACUGGCAGUAUUAUUUAUGGUUGUUGUACAAAACAAGUCUUAUUUAUAGAUUAUUCAUUGAUCAAUGUUUGUGUUUUUUUUUGGGAGAAAUUAUAAAUAAUGGUCAAGAAAAAGAAAGUUCUACUUGUUUUCUUACAUUUGUUCUCCUCAAAGCAAACGGUUUCAGCAUGACUGUUUCUCCAUUAUAGAUUCCUAUAUGUGUUGCUCCUCUUAUAUCAAUUUACUGUAUCUGUUAAACUUGUAUGUACAUUUUCAUGGCAAGUAUAGUUUCUUUUUUUUAUUCUAGCAUAUUGUUUUAUGCAACAUUUGUUUCCUACUUUUUAUUUUUUGAUAGUACAAACAUUAGGACGGUGUUCCUAUGAAAAUGAAAACAGAGAAAAGUCAGUGUUUAAAAAGCAGCAGCUCUGAAGCAGAAAACAAUUCCAUCUUCAACUUGAGAUUAACUUGAGAGUUGAGCAAUAUAUAAAUCAUCUAUCAAUAUUGUCUUAGAUUUUGAACAUAGUAACAUGUCUUUUCCUGGUUUUAAAGAAUGCCUUUCAGUAAAGUAAUGUUGUUUUGUAUU
Eleginops maclovinus (Patagonian blennie) is the source of this 18271-nucleotide messenger RNA. RefSeq names its product Usher syndrome 2A (autosomal recessive, mild) (gene ush2a). NCBI's taxonomy places the organism in Eukaryota, Metazoa, Chordata, Actinopteri, Perciformes, Eleginopidae. Gene Ontology annotation, molecular function: protein binding. The record is from RefSeq and is a predicted model, not a curated record.